AUACAUGCUUCGUCGCAAUCAGCCAGCAAUCGAUUUCCUAAUUGGCAACAUCGAAUAACUGUAUACUGUAUUGUCAACUACAAUCAUCAUGAGCGAUUCAGGGAAAAAUAAGAAUCUUCAGAGACAUAAUUACAUGGAGCACGCUUAUUAUGGACACCCCCCCCCCCCCCACACACACACACUCUUCUCAAAGUUGUCGGGGACAUUAUGUAUUAUGUAUUCUGCGCAUUCAACGUCAGUUGGAGCAGUCCGCUCUUUUGCUAUAACAUAGGUACGACUAUUACUCGGGAUCUCAACAAUUUUGACGUCAAAGCAAGCCAAGGUCACCUAAGUAGUGGACACAACAAUUGCAACUGUUAGUUACAAAUUUUUAUGAGAAAAAAUCAAAAGUUUUCGUGAGUAUUUAUAGCCAAAAGAUCUGGCUGGAUUUCGUUGUGAGCGGAAUCGUCUGCAAGGUCAGCGGAGAGAGAUAGGCGGGAGGCUGUUAUGUUUGCCGGUAAAGGCUUGGCAUUUGUUAUUAAGAACGCAGAAGCUCCGGUGCGCUCGCGCCAGUCCAUGAGUGCAGGUGAACUCUGGCAUCGCUGUUUCCAGUCCAGUCUCAACGGAUGGCUGUAUUCACGCAAGAUACUUAAUAAUUUAUUGAACAAUUGUCUAGUGUCAAUUUACAGCUGCAGUUACAGCUAGAAUAAAAUAUCGGAAAGCUCUUUGGCAUUUUACCACUUAAAGCAAACAUCCAAAGCAAAAAUGAAUUUCGACCUGCUAUCGGUUUUAAGCUACAUCGUGUUACUGGCUCUCAGUGCAUUCACAUUGUUCUACAUGUACGCAAAGCAGAAGCAAACCUACUGGAGCAAACGCGGAGUCUAUUCCCCGCCUUGCCACUGGUUCUACGGCCACUUCAGAGACGCGUUUCUGAUGAAAAAAUCCUUCCCGCAAGCCUUUGGCGAGAUGCACAACUUGGUCGAUUCCAGCAUCCCAGUCGUAGGAGUGUAUGUGAUGCAGAAGCCCUUUUUGCUCCUUCGAAAUCCCGAGGUGAUAAAACAGGUAUUGAUCAAGGACUUCAACGUCUUUUGCAAUCGUUACUUCGCGGCCCAGCGCAAAACAGAUGUGAUCGGAAGCGAGAACCUGUUUUCCAUCAAGUAUGCGCAGUGGAAGUACAUCCGCUCGAAGCUUUCCCCGGCGUUCAGCAGCGGAAAAUUGAAGAGGUAUUUUCAGCUCAUGCUCGAAUCAGCGGCGAACACCAGAAACUAUCUCAAAUCUCAAAUCCCAGACGGCGAAAAGGUCACGAUCGAGUGCAGGAAGCUGAGUAAUAAGUACACCACGGACGUCAUCAGCUCGUUCUCCUUUGGCAUUAAAACCAACUCGUACGUCGAACCCGAGCCUGAAUUUUAUCUUCGCAGUCGAAAGAUAUUUCAACUAGGUUUAGUGCGCACGCUGCAAAUACUCACGACCUUCUUCUUUCCGAAGAUCAGCGACUACCUGAUGGGCUCGAUGUUGGGCGAUUCGAACGAUUUUUUCAGGAACGCCUUCUGGGAGUCAAUGAACGAGAGAAAAGAAUCCGGGAUCAAAAGGGGAGACAUAAUCGACUUCCUGGUGGAGCUCAGCAAUGAAAAGCAAAGCCAGGAGUUCAAGUUCGAAGGAGAUCACUUGGUUGCCCAAUCCGCCAUACUCCUAGUCGCCGGAGUCGAGACUAGCGCUGUAACGAUAGGAUUUACUCUUCUGGAACUGGCCAAACAUCCGGAAAUCCAGAGGAGAGUACGCGAGGAAAUUCGAGAGAAAUUGUGCAAGGACGGGCAACUUGCUUACGAAGACGUCGCGGUGAUGACGUACUUAAGUCAAGUGAUUUCGGAGACCCUGAGAUUGUAUCCGCCUGCACCUCUGAUUGACAGGCUGGCUUCAGAAGAUUACAAGUUACCAGGAACUGAUAUAGUCAUUGAAAAAGGAACUGCCGUUUACGCUGCGUUAAAGGCCGGUCUACACGAAGACCCGCAUUACCAUCCAAAUCCGACGAAGUUCGAUCCCGACAGAUUCAGCGAGGAAAGGAAGAACGAAAUUCAACCGUGUACUUACAUGCCCUUUGGAGAAGGGCCAAGGGUGUGCGUUGGCAUGCGCAUCGGUCAAUUGGAAACUAUGGUCGGUUUGAUCACUAUCUUGAGUGAAUACGAAGUGUCGUUAAACCCACAGCACAUAACCGAACUUAAUGUUCGAGCUUUGUUUUUAGCUCCAGCUGAUGGCAUCAAAUUGUAUUUUCAACGCAUCAAAACUUGCCAAUGAGGCAAAUUUUCACGUACUGUUAAUACGGCGCAGUGCUUUUUUCAUUGUUUUAAGUUGCUGUUAACAGUGUUUCAAUUGUAAAAGUUUAGAUACUAUGUAUAUAGGAGAAAAGCUUAUUGAAAAUAGGAAAUUGAAAAAAGCACCUGCAUUUUUUUAGACUAAAAUGUACUUUGUAACACCAAUGUUUUCUCGAUAAUCCAAAAAAUACGAAAGAUCGUGUACCCACUGUUUCUCUGAGCAAAGUACCACAGAUCUUUAAAAUCUUUCAUAAUUUUUCGGUGCUAUCAAAAACUUUUUGAAUGCAAGUAUGUGAAAAGCAGUGUCCCAAACCACUUUUUGACCGUUCAGUCGGCUUUCCGGCAUCUCCAAAAGCACAAAAAACAAUAAACGAGAGUUAGGGAGGUUUCUAAAAAUGUGCCAUUUUAGAGCCAUAUAUAAAGCAACUGAGUUAAAAAUGCUCUCAUACUAUUACUUCUUAUAACAAUUAUAUCCAGUCA
Molecule: messenger RNA, 2768 nt
Organism: Nasonia vitripennis (jewel wasp)
Lineage: Eukaryota; Metazoa; Arthropoda; Insecta; Hymenoptera; Pteromalidae
Product: cytochrome P450 6k1
Exons: 6
Coding region: 745-2271 (508 amino acids)
Molecular function (GO): oxidoreductase activity, acting on paired donors, with incorporation or reduction of molecular oxygen; heme binding; monooxygenase activity
Source: RefSeq, a predicted model, not a curated record